This is a messenger RNA of Adineta ricciae, 1500 nucleotides long. The record is from the annotation of a GenBank genome assembly. Lineage: Eukaryota; Metazoa; Rotifera; Eurotatoria; Adinetida; Adinetidae.
AUGAGCACAUUUCGCCUAGCAGCAUUAGUUUGGGCAGUCAUAAUUUGUUUGUACGUUAUCAUUGGCUUCCCUUAUAUUGUUAGUAAGUACUUUAAUCACCCGGAAACAAAUUUGGUUAAACCUACUCGUAAAGGUAAGAUACGAGACACUGUACUUAGAAACUGCACAGUUUUAGUGCGAAAAAAAUACGUAUUCGACUCGCACCCUCGGUUUCCUCAUGGCCAUCAAGGUUUCCCUUCACCACAGUUGAAUCUUCGUCUUCUUACGAAAGAACAAGUGGAAAUAAAGGACUCCCCUAAGAUAACUUCUAGAAGAGAAAAAGUGAUCAAAAGUUUGUAUGGUUUUAAUGGCGAAAGAUCUUGGCUAAAACAUGUAAAUUCUUUAGACGACGAUAAUUUAGCCCCUCUCACUAAGUUUGCACAGAAUGUUAUUUAUCAGCACCAAAAUCCGCAUCCUUCAAGAUGUAAAGGCAAAAGGUUUCUCGUGGUAACGCAUUUUGAGAAUGCUGGCAUUGGAGCGUUAACACACUUCAUUGGUUCUGCUUUGGGACGUGCAAUCGAUUACAACAGAAUACUUAUGUGGGACAUACGAACUAACAGUAGAACAACUGGUUGGCAUUAUUUUGAUGCAGGAUGUGCCGGAAAUAGUCGUCAUGACACCCUUGACUGCUUGUAUGAGCCAUUGACAAGUUGUAGCUAUGAGCACUCAAAUGAAAAUAAUACUGUUUAUACUAACGGAUGGGAUGAUGGAACUGACAAAGAUGAACCAUGGCAUAAAUUUAGUGCACCUUCGUUAUUCACACAGGCCCUUCUUCAGUAUUCGGCAGUACCAAUAACUCCAACAGCAAUUAAAUAUUGGUGGCGCGGGCAAGCUACUGCUUAUAUACUUCGGCUGAAUGAACUAUCGCUAUCGAAAAUUCGUGCGUUACGGCUUGAUCCUUUGUUACAUACUGGCUUUACUGUUGACAAAAGCAGCAAACUGCUUCAAAACAUACCUGUUCCAUUUCCAAUGCCAGCACACUCCUUCAAUAUACAUGUUCGACACGGGGACAAAGGGAAGGAAAUGCGUCUUAUUCCUUUUCGACAGUAUGUUGAAGAAGCUGAAUGGUUUGCAAAACAAAACCCUAACUCGUACCAUAAAUUAGCAUUUCUAUCUUCGGAAGAUCCCUCUAUCUUUGACGAAGCAAAGCAGAUCACGUCAGUAACUUUUGAUUACGGUUUGACUUCACCAAAUGAAAACUGGAUUUGGUACAUGAGCAAAAUAAAACGUCUUAAUACUGGUCCAGUCCAACAACUACGAGUGUUUCAGAGUCGAAGUGAUGCAACGCUUUCUUGGCUGCUUCAGUUAUUCAUGGCUCUCGAAUGUGAUGGAUUUGUAGGUACUUUGAAUUCGAAUUGGAAUAGAAUCAUCGACGAACUACGAUGUAUAUGGACAGAUAAAUGCAUGCAGCCGUAUCUUGAAGUUGGUGACGUCGUGGAUUGGGCUAAUUAUCAUUGGUAA